UAUAAAAGAGGACAUGGGAAGAGAAACUUCCAAAUUUGAGAAACUCACUCUCCUAGAAACUCACCCAGAACCUCCACUGUCUGACACCAUGGUCAGCUCCUGUUGUGGCUCCAUCUGCUCUGACCAGAGCUGUGGCCAAAGUCUCUGCCAGGAGACCUGCUGCCGCCCCAGCUGCUGCCAGACCACCUGCUGCAGGACCACCUGCUGCCGCCCCAGCUGUGGUGUGUCCAGCUGCUGCCGCCCGGUCUGCUGCCAGCCCACCUGCCCUCGCUCCACCUGCUGCAUCUCUAGCUGCUGCCGCCCCUCCUGCUGUGGGUCCAGCUGCUGCAGGCCUACCUGCUGCAUCUCCAGCUGCUGCAGGCCCCAGUGCUGCCAGCCUGUGUGCUGCCAGCCCACCUGCUCUCACCCCACCUGCUGCAUCUCUAGCUGCUGCCGCCCCUCCUGCUGUGCGUCCAGCUGUGGGUCCAGCUGCUGCAGGCCUACCUGCUGCAUCUCCAGCUGCUGCAGGCCCCGGUGCUGCCAGCCUGUGUGCUGCCAGCCCACCUGCUCCCACAUCUCCAGCUGCUGCCGCCCCUCUUGCUGUGGCUCUAGCUGCUGCCUGCGCCCAGUGUGUGGCCGGGUCUCCUGCCACACCACUUGCUAUCGCCCCACCUGUGUCAUCUCCACCUGCCCCCGCCCCGUGUGCUGUCCCUCCUCUUGCUGCUAAGCCACCUCUCUGAACCCACCCUCUCCUCUUUAUCCAUCUUAUCACAGAAGCAGACUCCUUGUGCUGUCCCUCUUCUUGCUGCUGAGCCCUCUGCCCUGUGACCACUGUCUCCAUUUACCUCUGUCCCCAUAGAUGCAGACCCUCCUUUGGGGUUGAUGUUGCUCAGCUAAACUGGGCUUCAUAAUUCCCGUGAGGAACCAGACCAAGCUGUUGAAGGAGAUGGAUAUGGCAUGGAGCACUUCUCCAGUAACAGAUUUUCCCCUUUCAACUGAAAAUUGGUAAACUCAUUCUUCUAACUUCUUUUCCUAAGACUUUUCUAUAACCUGAUCUAUUUCUGUACCAAAAUAAAGUGAUACUUUCCUGUAAUAAAAA
Messenger RNA from Bubalus bubalis (water buffalo), 1078 nucleotides. RefSeq names its product keratin-associated protein 4-7-like. The coding region runs from base 14 to 706 and encodes 230 amino acids. Gene Ontology annotation, cellular component: keratin filament. The record is from RefSeq and is a predicted model, not a curated record. The transcript has 2 exons. Lineage: Eukaryota; Metazoa; Chordata; Mammalia; Artiodactyla; Bovidae.